Molecule: messenger RNA, 4540 nt
Organism: Caretta caretta (loggerhead turtle)
Lineage: Eukaryota; Metazoa; Chordata; Testudines; Cheloniidae
Source: RefSeq, a predicted model, not a curated record
GGGUCAGAGGGGAAAGGUCGUUCUGGGCUGGCAUGGUCUGCCUGCCUCCCGCCGCGGUAUGUUAAAUAUAAGACACAUGCUAAGGAUAUACUUAAAACAGACAUAAUGUAAUCCAUAAACUGCUUCCCACAAACUGAGGAUAGCAGGACACUAAAUUCUCACCAGAACAUAGCCCCAGAUCACAGCAGUGGAACCACCACCCCCAUCUUCCUUGUGAAAUUUUAAAUAGUAUUGAAACUCAUAAAUGAUUAGUGACGCCAUAGAAACCACACAAUGUCAACAAAAGGAUCCAGUAGAUUUGUUUCAUUCCCGGCACUUUGUAAAAAUAUGUGCCCCUAUGGUCCGAUAUUCAAAGUUGGCUUUCAGAACUUUGGUCAGGAAAUACAACUGUGAUUUGUGUUAUACACCAAUGAUAAUUGCUGCUGAUUUUGUCAGAUCUGUGAAAGCUAGAGACAGUGAAUUCACAACAAGCAAAGGUGAUCGCCCACUGAUUGUUCAGUUUGCUGCUAAUGAAGCACAGGUUUUAUCUGAUGCUGCCCGUAUCAUCUGUCCUUUUGCAGAUGGAAUAGACCUAAAUUGUGGCUGUCCUCAGAGAUGGGCAAUGGCGGAAGGUUAUGGUGCUUGUUUAAUAAAUAAACCAGAGCUGGUUCAAGAUAUGGUGAGACAUGUACGAAAUCAAGUCGAGAACCCCAGAUUUUCAGUAUCUAUUAAGAUAAGAAUCCAUGAUGAUCUAAAGAGAACUGUAGAUCUCUGUCGAAAAGCUGAAGCAGCUGGAGUUUCCUGGAUUACAGUUCAUGGUAGAAAUAUAGAAGAACGACAUCAGCCAGUACAUUAUGAUGCAAUUAAAAUAAUUAAACAAAAUACGUCUAUACCUAUUGUAGCUAAUGGAGACGUUAAAACUUUAAAAGAUGCAGAGAAUAUUCAUCAUAUGACGGGGACAGAUGGUGUAAUGGUUGCUAGGGGACUCUUAGCCAAUCCAGCCAUGUUUGCAGGAUAUGAAGAGACACCUUUGAAGUGCAUCCAGGACUGGGUUGACAUUGCUCUUGAACAUGGGACUCCUUUUACGUGCUUUCAUCAUCAUUUAAUGUACAUGAUGGAACGGAUAACUUCAAAACAGGAAAAAAAGGUUUUUAAUGUUUUAUCAAGCACCUCAGCGGUUCUGGACUACCUUAAUGACCACUAUGGGGUGUAACAGCUUUUAAAGUAUUUUAAUCAUGUGAAUAUUGCAUUUUAUAUUUUAGAGCUGCGGGUACAUUGUUAUAGUGAUAGGUUUCCCCAUGCUUAUAUUUAUUAGUCAAAAUCACAGUGCAUGAAAGAUCUCAUGCAGUGUAACAUUACUGGACAUUUCUGAAGUGAUCAUUUUAUAUUAACAUUAUUUUCCACUCAGGAAAUAUUCAUGACUUGAAAAUAGCUUUUUUAUAUAUGGCAAUGCAUUACCAUACAUAAUAUUGUGAUGCUGUAAGCAAAGUGUCUUAUUAGAAAAUAAAUUAUAUAUGCAGUACCAAAGUGCUUUCAAAGAUCAUCCCCAAUGCUGCUACCCUUACUCACGUGACUAGAAGAGCCACAGGAACAGGCUCAAAGUGUAUUAAACAGAAUUACAUAGAAUUGUUCACUUAAUUGAGAAAAGCUCAAUUGAGACGCCCAGAAAGUAUUUAUCUAAAGUGAAAAUUCAGUAUUUAUAUUUGGUUUUAAUUAUAUGGGCCCCUAAAUCACAGAAGAGAAAGGCUUCACACAGCUGCCCCUCUUUAGGUUUCCCAUUUGCUGCUCUGAAGCCUGAAAUCCCUUAAACUGGCAUUGAACUCAGUAGAGUUCCAGAUUUUCUUAGCCAAGUGGAAGAAAAUUAAGAAAUUUUAGUUUCCACUCCUUAAUUGAUUUUCAAAUGGAAGAUAUGUCUCUUUAAUGUUAAGGAAUACUAUAAAUCCAGAAUGAAAUUGUUUUGGUAACUCAGCUCUCGCGUCAGACCUUGAAUCAGUACUUGAAAUUAAGCAUGUGCUUGUACUGUCCCCUUCACUUCAAAAUAGGGCUAUGUCUAUGCUUCAGGUUAAACACAUGUUUAAGUAACUUGCAGACUUAGGGCACAGAUCUUAAAAAGAUUUGUUCAGCAUGCACUAUGUACAGUAUAUGUUCCUAAAAUCAAGUGGGUGAGGUGAUAUCUUUCAUUGGACCAACUUCUGUUAGUGAGAGGUAAGAGUUUGAGCUUACACAGAGCUCUUCUUCAAGACUGGGAAAGGUACUCAGGCCAGCUCUACACUUCAGACCUAUCUCAAUACAACUACGUUGCUCAGGUGUGAAAAAUCCAAUUCCCUAACCCACUGUGUAGACUACGCUAUGUCAAUGGGAGAGCUUCUCCCAUUGAUAUAAUCCACCUUCCUGAGAGCUGGUAACUAACUACAGAGCUCUCCCAUUGGCUUAGGAGUGUCUUCACCAAGACCAACUCCUCAGAGUGUUACAGCUAACUAGAAGGUGGAAGAGGUAAGGGCUUAACACAUCUUUCAAGAGACCAUUCACGGUGAAGUGGGUAGUAUCACAUCUACAGUCAUAGGAUAAAGGAGGCAUUAGUAGGUUGUAGAUUUUUAUAAUGAGCCAUAGAUCCAGUGUCUUUAAGUCCAUGAUUUUUGGUGUCUAGCAGUUAUGAAUUUGGAGUUCCCAAGCUUGUCUUUUGAAAGUGUUGUGCAGGUUUCCUUGGAGGAUGAGGAUAGAGAGGUCAGUUAUGAAGUGAUUAUUUUGUGGAAAGCGUUCACCCACCCCAGACAUCACCAAACUCAACCAUUUAAUCCUCACCCAUAACAAUCUUACAUUUACCAACAAAUAAUUUAUCCAAAUCAGGGGGAACAGCCAUGAGUACUGGGAUGGCUCUCCAGUACAUCAAUCUUUUCAUUCUUCUUAAGGAAGAAUUUCUGGACAAAUGCACCACAAAACCAAGGAUACUGAUAUUUUCAUUUGCUGGACAGAUGACCAGAAGAACUCUGUGUAAGUUCAAAAGCUUGUCUCUCUCACCAACAGAAGUUGGUCCAAUAUAUUAUUUCAUCCACCUCAUUUCUCUAAGAUCAUGGGACCAACAAGGCUACAACACUGCUAACAGUAGAUGUUCCUGUACAGCAGGGGUGGCUAACCUGUGGCUCCAGAGUCUCAUGCGGCUCUUCAGAGGUUAAUCUGCGGCUCCUUGCAUAGACACCGACUCCAGGGCUGGAGCUACAGGUGCCAACUUUCCAAUGCUCACUGUUCAACCCCUGCCUCUGGCACAGGCCCUGCCCCCACUUCACCCCUUCCCCCAAGGCCCUGUCCCUUCCCCAAGCUCUUGCUCUUCUCCUCACCCCCCAGAGCCUCCUGCAUCAGGCACAGGGAAGGAGGAGAGGUGCUGAUCGGCAGGGCACUGGAGCCAAUAGGGGCUCCUGACACAAUACUGUGGCUCUUUUGCAAUGUACAUUGGCAAAAUCUGGCUCCGUCUCAGGUACAGGUUGGCCACCCCUCCUGUACAGUGUAUAAUAAUGACAUGACAGUAUGUAACAGGGCAUAGUAGGGCCCCCUUUGCUCCUGCCUCACGCCAAAAAAAAAACCUCAGAGACCUUGUGGCUUAGCAAUCACUGGUGCAGUUUAUUUACAGCAUGUAAUCCCACCACCUUCUCACCAUAUACAGCUUGGGGGUUUCAGCCUUAAGGACUUGUCAGUUUCUAUAACCGAGAGAGGCACUCCUACUCUUCUUCCACUCUCUAGCUUCCCCAUUUCUCUCUGCCUCCUUGGCUUCUUUCCUCUGAGGCUUUUAUGCAGCCGCAGGCUAAUUAGGCUGGCAGCUGUUCCCCUUUGCCAAUUAGGCACAGGUUUCUCUAACGAGCUCUAAUCUACCUUGCAUAAUUGGAGCUGGCAUGACAGAGGGCAGGCUCAGCAGUUUGUGCCCAGCACCCUGUCACACAGAAAUAGGAUAAAAUGAGUGUGGGUAAGAAGCGGUCUUUCUUCUGAAUCACCAAAAAAAAAAAAAAGUUAGAAAGCUUUUAAACCUGGUUCUCUCAGCCAGGUUUUCACGAUCUUGUCUUUUAUAAAUUGUUCACCCAAAGCAUGAUUGUCACUAUGCACUGUGUUUUCCAUAAGCAAAAUGUAGUGAAAAUUAGAACAAGGUAGUAACAUUCUACACCUGCCAUUUGAGUCCAGUAUAAUAAAGAUUUUGAACAAAAAUCAUGUUUCAUAUGGGGUAUGUUUAUAAAGCAAUUCAUGCCAAUAAGUGAUAAAUUAUAAGGAAUUAGGAGUUUGUUGACUCUCAUACCUCUGGAAGUAUCAGUAUAGUUAAAUAUAAAAAUAUUUUCUAAUUGUCUGAAUCAUAUAUGUAAUCAUUUUGUAAGUGAUUAGACCCGAUUAACUUUUGUAUUAAAUACUUCAUAAACUGUUCUGGGGUGGUGUUCUGAUUCCUCCAACCCUGCGUUUUAUUUUGGAAUAAAUGUUUUUUACAUGAGAAUUUUUAAAUAUGGCAGCAGAAAAGAUGAGAGUCAUUGUUUAGUUUUAAUGAAGUAUGUGCCACAGUUGAGACAUUACAACAGCAUUAUCUAGG